Messenger RNA from Jatropha curcas, 1130 nucleotides. RefSeq names its product glutathione S-transferase L3. Gene Ontology annotation, biological process: protein glutathionylation. The record is from RefSeq and is a predicted model, not a curated record. Lineage: Eukaryota; Viridiplantae; Streptophyta; Magnoliopsida; Malpighiales; Euphorbiaceae. Gene Ontology annotation, molecular function: glutathione transferase activity.
ACGGAGCAAUUCAGUUCUCUCUCUUCCCACUCCCACUGCGUCACUGCUAAGAUCACCAUCUUGGCUUCACCAACUCUAUAUAAGGAGGACACUGCAUAAUCAAAUUCCAUAUUAUCACUCACAGAAACAAAAGGCGUAGAGAAUUCUCAAGAGAAGAAGCAUACACAAAUGGCUGCUACUGCCCUGGAUAAGAGUGUGCCAGAGAACUUGCCUCCUGUCUUGGAUGCCAGUGCCGAGCAGCCUCCACUCUUCAACGGAACCACAAGGCUGUAUACCGCCUACAUAUGUCCAUAUGCACAGCGAGUGUGGAUCACCAGAAACUAUAAGGGACUACAAGACAAGAUCAAACUAGUUCCUCUAGACCUUCAAAACAGGCCUGCAUGGUAUGGGGAAAAAGUUUACCCUGCCAAUAAGGUGCCAUCUUUGGAGCACAAUGGAAAAGUCACUGGGGAGAGUCUUGAUCUGAUUAAAUACCUUGAUAGCAACUUUGAAGGGGAAUCUCUUCUUCCUGAUGAUCCUGCUAAGAAAGAGUUUGCUGAAGAGUUAUUUUCCUACACCGAUACAUUCACUAGUAUUGUUCUUACUUCAUUUAAGGGAAAAGCAGCAGAAGAAGCUGGUCCUGCUUUUGAUUACUUGGAAAAUGCUCUUCAUAAAUUUGAUGAUGGGCCAUUCUUCCUUGGCCAAUUCAGUUUGGUAGAUAUAGCCUAUGCACCAUUUGUUGAAAGAUUCCAAGCCUUCUUAUCAGAGGUAUUCAAAUAUGAUAUCACUGCAGGCAGGCCUAAACUUGCAGCAUGGAUUGAGGAGAUAAACAAGAUUGAGGCUUACAAGCAGACAAAAAGAGAUCCUAAAGAGUUUGUUGAAUUAUACAAGAAGCGGUUUCAGAUUCAGUAAUUAGCAAUUGCAAUGGUCUUGAAUUGACUGACGUUGCUCUCCAUAUGAACAAAAUAAGAGACUUUGAGAUAGAAAAUUAGAAAUGCACUUGUCUAGAUUCUUGAUUCCUCAAACUCAUGUUCCUAUUGAUAAUUGUCUACCUCUAUGUAUCUUUUAUGAAUAAGGAGCAACCUUUUUGCUGUAUUAUUAUUAUUUUUUUUAAAUAAUAUUACUAAAACUAUGAUAUUUUAAUUGCUCAA